Messenger RNA from Nannospalax galili (Upper Galilee mountains blind mole rat), 1338 nucleotides. It is a transcript of the gene Ccdc127, whose product is annotated as coiled-coil domain containing 127. NCBI's taxonomy places the organism in Eukaryota, Metazoa, Chordata, Mammalia, Rodentia, Spalacidae. The transcript has 3 exons. Bases 85 to 867 code for a protein of 260 amino acids. The record is from RefSeq and is a predicted model, not a curated record.
CGUGGCUGCGUAUGCGCAGACCGGACCUUUACUGUCGGCUAGGAACGCGGGGUCUGGUUGGUGGUCCGGUGGAAGUAUUGCUCCAUGAAUAAUUUAGAUGAUCCCCCGAAUUGGAACAUCCGGCCCAACUCCAGGGCUGAUGGAGGUGAUGGGAGCAAAUGGAAUUAUGCCCUGUUGGUGCCAAUGCUGGGAUUGGCAGCAUUUCGUUGGAUUUGGUCUAGGGAGUCCCAAAAAGAAAUAGAAAAAGAGAGAGAAGCAUAUCGUCAAAGAACAGCUGCUUUCCAACAGGAUCUCGAAGCCAAGUACCAUGCUGUGAUCUCAGAACAUAGGCGUGCAGUUGCUCAGCUGUCUUUGGAACUGGAAAAGGAGCAAAACAGAACAGCUAGUUUUCGAGAAGCCCUUAUCUCUCAGGGGCGCAAGCUGGCGGAAGAAAAGAAGCUUCUAGAACAGGAACGGGCUCAGAUAAGGCAAGAAAAAACCCAGCUGCAGCCUCUGAGAAGUGUGUACCUGAGUUGCCUGGAAGAAGAGAAGGACUGGCAGAAAAAAGCCCAGCUUGUGCUGAAGGAUGUGGGAGAAGCUCUCGUGGAACGCCAGAAUAUCUACUGCAGCCUGGUCCUUCCCCGUAAUUCAAGGUUAGAGCUGGAGAAGAACUUACUGGUGCGCACAUCUGUCGAUCCAGUGGCUGCUGACCUUGACAUGGCAGCUGGCUUAACCGACAUAUUUAAGAAUGAUAAGCAUUGUGGAGAUGUUUGGAACACUAACAAACGCCAAAAUGGAAGGCUCAUGUGGUUAUAUCUCAAAUAUUGGGAACUACUUGUUGAACUGAAAAAGUUUAAGAAAGUAGAAAAGGUUAUACUUGAAAAAUAGAAUGAAAUGAAACUCAAGGUCAGACUGUCACUCACCCUGGCAGAGUACAUUUUAGAACCUCCUGAUGUUUUUUUGUGUUCCCCUAUCACCUAUGUGUGGCCCAGUGCAGCCACCCUUAAUGAGAAGUCCAGACUUUCCACUCUGAACAGUGCAGUGGGCCCUUGGCAGAUAAGGUUUCUUCUGUGAUGCUCUACACUGUGAGAGAUUCGGUUUUUCUGAAACAUUUUUGAGCUGCUAAUGUUUAGCAGAACAAUACAAUAUCAUUUUAGUUAUAGAGUAAAUAUUUCAAAAGAUCAAAUAUAAUAUUAGUCAUCUAAGAAAUUUUCUGUCAAUUUUUACUGCUCCCUAAAUAAUUCCCUUUUCUUCUAAUUGUUCUUUUUUUCUUCCCUGUUUCCAUCUUGAGUCAUUUGGUAUGUGUACCACUGCCUCACAUAGGUCAAUGGUGUUAUAAAGAUUUUUUCUUGUUUGAAA